Messenger RNA from Pyrgilauda ruficollis (rufous-necked snowfinch), 982 nucleotides. RefSeq names its product mitochondrial ribosomal protein L39 (gene MRPL39). The transcript has 8 exons. Gene Ontology annotation, molecular function: nucleotide binding; RNA binding. Gene Ontology annotation, cellular component: mitochondrion. NCBI's taxonomy places the organism in Eukaryota, Metazoa, Chordata, Aves, Passeriformes, Passeridae. The annotation marks the transcript as partial. The record is from RefSeq and is a predicted model, not a curated record.
GGCGGCCGCGCGCGGAACGGCGGCGGAACGGCGCGGCUGCGGCCGGUGUUCCUGGCGGAGCGCGGGGAGGUGGCACCGCGGCUGCGAGAGCAUGGCCGCGCCCUGGGCCGCCCGCGGGGUGCGGGCCGGAAAACGGUACAUCUCCACACCAGCUUUCUCUCAGCUGACGCCCAGUGAGGUAGUUCGGAUGCGUAAUGAGCUCUUCACCAAAGAGAAAGAGAGACAAUUGUCUCUUCACCCACGGAUUGAGAAAAUUGAAGUGAAAUACACUGGGAAGCAGCAUUGUGGCAGUGUGUUUGUCAUGAACAAGGCUCUGUCUACGCCGUAUAACUGUGCCAUGCAUUUAAGCGAAUGGCAUUGCCAGAACUCUGUUCUGGCUUUUGUGGAUGGUGAAAUCUGGGACAUGUACAGACCCCUGACCAAAUCAUGUGAAAUUCAGUUCCUUACCUUCAAAGAUGAAGAUCCAGAGGAAGUAAACAAGGCAUAUUGGCGUUCCUGUGCCAUGAUCAUGGCGUGUGUGCUAAAGCGAGCAUUCAAGGAUGAAUACUCUGUCAACCUUGUUAAAGCUCCAGAAGUGCCAGUGAUCUCUGGAGCUUUCUGUUAUGAUGUGGUUUUGGACAGUAAACUGAAUGACUGGAAACCAACAAGCGACAACUUCCGUUCUCUUUCAAGGGAUGCCAAAAAGCUGAUCCACCAAGACCUGCCCUUUGAAACACUGCAUGUUGAAGCAAAAGUAGCAUGUGAAAUGUUUCAGCAUAAUAAAUACAAAAUGGAGAUGAUAGAAAGAAAAGCUGCUCAGAAUAUGGAAGGAAUUGUACCAUUACAUAGGUUUGGUGACUUUGUAGAUGUUAGUGAAGGUCCUCAUAUUCCAAGAACAAGUUUCUGUUUCCAGUAUGAGAUAACAGCAGCCCAUAAUCUUCAGACUGACCAGUCUGAAUUGAUAAGAAGAUUCCAGGGUGUGUCCUUACCUGUCCAUUUGAAG